Tarenaya hassleriana is the source of this 799-nucleotide messenger RNA. Its product is annotated as calcium-binding protein KIC. The transcript has a single exon. NCBI's taxonomy places the organism in Eukaryota, Viridiplantae, Streptophyta, Magnoliopsida, Brassicales, Cleomaceae. Bases 245 to 685 code for a protein of 146 amino acids. Gene Ontology annotation, molecular function: calcium ion binding. The record is from RefSeq and is a predicted model, not a curated record.
CUGAACCUUCCGAGAAACAACCUAAGAAUCAGGUGCUUUCUUCCACACAUGGUCCGAUGCUCUCUCUCGACAAUCUCAACCCUUCGUUUCCCCCCCAUGUGAUCACAUCCUCUGCUUAAACGCCUCUUCCCCUUUUGCCAGUGAACGCCCGUGACAUCUACAUCAUUAAGCAAGCAACCGAUACGGCACUCCCACUUACCCUAUAUAUACACAAAGUGCCUCUUCCCCAUCUUCCACAGCUUCCAUGUCACGCCUUUUGCAUAAACUCGAAAUGGAUCACGAGAAAACAAUCCCGCAUCAAACAGAAGAGACCACCAGCUCGAAAACCGAGGCUGAGGCAGGGGAUGAGUACGAGGACAUGUUACCGUUGAUGGCGGAGAAGAUGGAAGUGGAGGACUUUGUGUCGGAACUAUGCAAGGGGUUUAAGCUGCUAGCUGAUCCAGACAGAGACCUGAUAACGCCCCACAGCCUGAGGCUAAACUCUGGGAUACUGGGCAUCCAAGGGAUGAGCUUGGAUGACGCCGAGGCCAUGGUCAGAGAAGGAGACAUCGACGGAGACGGAGCUCUCAACCAGACCGAAUUCUGCAUUCUCAUGGUGAGACUGAGCCCUGGUAUGAUGGAUGAUGCCGAGGCUUGGCUCGAGAAAGCAAUCAGCCAAGAACUCAACCACUUUCCCCUCUCUUGAUCGAAAGCCCUUCUUCUCUAUAUAAUAUAUAUCCGGAGAUUUUAUGUAACUCACCAUCCAUCUACUCUUUAUGUAUCCUUCCUUACAUAAACUGUUUCAAAGCCCCAUGUCUCA